Giardia duodenalis is the source of this 495-nucleotide messenger RNA. Its product is annotated as putative NADPH oxidoreductase. NCBI's taxonomy places the organism in Eukaryota, Fornicata, Diplomonadida, Hexamitidae. The record is from RefSeq and is a predicted model, not a curated record. The transcript has a single exon. The coding region runs from base 1 to 495 and encodes 164 amino acids.
AUGCGUAUCGUCCUCUACUACUCCCACCCUGCGGAGUUGAAGAGCGUCGUCAACGCACCCCUCGUUGAGGAGGCCAAGAAGCUCGGAAACGUAAAAGUCCGCUGGCUGGAUGAGCUCUACCCGAGCCUGCAUAUGACCCCUGAGCAGGUCAGCGAGGAGCAAAGGAUCAUAGAGAAGGCGGACGCAGUUUUCUUCCAGUUCCCCGUGCAUUGGUAUUCAUCACCGCCUUCUCUUAAGGUCUUUAUGGAUAGCGUGCUGACGUACGGGUGGGCCUUCGGCUCCAAGGCCGUGAUCGCGGGCAAGAAGUUCCGUGUCAUCUGCACGUGCGGAGGGAAGAUGGAAGGCUAUGGCGGAGAACUUUCUGCAAGCGACUUAGCUAAGCCUUUUAACCAAAGCUUCAAGUUCUGCAAGUGCGAUCCGCUCCCGCCUUUCAUCGUUUUUGCUGACACUGACAAGGACACACUAGUGGAUAACUAUUUGAAGCUCUUUAAGUAA